Perca fluviatilis (European perch) is the source of this 1555-nucleotide messenger RNA. It is a transcript of the gene ccl44, whose product is annotated as chemokine (C-C motif) ligand 44. The transcript is spliced from 5 exons. Gene Ontology annotation, biological process: positive regulation of ERK1 and ERK2 cascade; chemokine-mediated signaling pathway; cellular response to interleukin-1. The coding region runs from base 105 to 485 and encodes 126 amino acids. The record is from RefSeq and is a predicted model, not a curated record. Gene Ontology annotation, cellular component: extracellular region. NCBI's taxonomy places the organism in Eukaryota, Metazoa, Chordata, Actinopteri, Perciformes, Percidae. Gene Ontology annotation, molecular function: CCR chemokine receptor binding; chemokine activity.
AGGGAGGUAUAAAGAGAGGGAGGGAGUAAUAUAAGAGAGGCAGCCAUAGAAGGAGAGGUGACAGAGUAGAUUAUCCUCCUCUCCUCCUCUCUGCCAGCCUCAUCAUGUUCAUGCUGCAGAUGUUGACUGUUAUCUUUCUGACUGUUAUUCUCCUGGCAUCUGUGGAAGGUAAAGGUGUGCAGAUGCAAAGGGAUAUCCAGUGCUGCAUGUUGUACUCCCAGGGCAAGGUGCGUACCAAAGAUGUGUUGCGGUUUGAGGUGCAGACGGAGGGGCCCGACUGCAGUAUACAAGCCAUCAUUCUUUACACGAAGAAGGCGGUGAAGUGUGCAGACCCCAGAGACCGGAAGGUGAAGAGGUUGCUGAGGAAGCUCCUGCAGAGACAGAGAGUCAAGGCCCACCGAACCACGUGGCUCCUUCCUCGUGACAACCUGCCUGUCAUGUCAGAGGACAAGAAAGAUAACUGGGCGGUUCUCAAUGUGGAGUGAUGGAGCGCCGUCAAAUAUGGAGGAAAACCCAUAGUCAUAGGCCAAGUAAACUUUCAGCAGCUCGUCAUCCUUACACGGCGCAGCUUGCUGACUCUCCAAUAGUCUCGUCUCUCUCUCUAUCUACACUAUCCGUCUCCCUGGGACCAGACCUGGGCAGCAAUACAUAUUUAAAAUGGCUUUAGAUAUUUAAACAUGAACUGUGCUUGAAAUAUUCUCAAACACACGGCUGGAACAGCCUCAACCGAGGAGUGUUUACUUGUAAGAUACGUUGAAUUGAUUUUUUUUUUUAAAUGGCUCAUACUGUUAUUUGCCAGAGUCUGACUGGAAGUGUCUCCCUCUGCAACAUUACUACUUGUGGCUGAUGUGAAAUCAGUGAAAAAAGUGUAAUUAAGCAAACGAUAAACAAGCAGUGAUAUUUAUAGAAUGUUGUACAUCAGCGAGAUACUCUAUGCUUAUUUGUGACUUGUAUUCUUUAGUAAUGUGUUUAUAACACUGCACACAGUAAAGUAGUAGGGUUUCAUCACAGUGCAGUGUGCAAAAUAUCGGGGAACUUCUCUCUAUAUAGUAACUUUGUUUGGUUCCAUCCAGUUGUCUUAAAGUUUAAAAAUCCUUCUUCAGGCUUUGACCUGAUGCAUUUGACUGUUAGACAGGUGAAAUCAAAGUGGGAUCAGAGAGAAGAUUUCAACAUGAUACAACUUCCCGUGUCACAUAAAGAGCAAAUGUUCCUAAUGUUCCUGAUAUGUUGUCCACUCUGUAAAUUGACUGUUUGUACUGUAAACUCAGCAUGAAACCAGAGUCAAUCUGUUAAAAUGAGGCCCUCAGGCAUCUACCCGAGAUUUAAAUAUCUACGCAUUUGCAGUUUACAUUUGUCUAUUUCACCAAUAGUCCGUCACUAAACUAUGCCAAAGUAUUCAUGAUUCAAUUCACCACAUGGCAAGGCUGUUUAAAACGUAGAGGGCUCAAUUGUGUGUGAAGCACACAAGUAUUGUAUUGUAGAAGAAUGCACUGUAUGUUAAAACACAGUAUCUCAAGUGAACUAUUUUAUAAAUUAAUCUGAAGUAAUAACCAAA